AUGUCUAAUAUUGCCAAAGACAAGUCGGAACCCGAGAGUAUUACCUCGCAAAAAUCAGAUGAAUCACUUCAGUACGAGGAGGUUACAACUUUUGGCGACCCUGUUCCGGCAAACAAGGCAACCUUUGUAUCUAACACCUCCGACUCGGAUGAAGAUGGAUCAGCCUUUGUCAAAAAUCCUUUCCUAGACCCCGAUGUAACAGAGUACUGGACUACAGUCUAUGAAAAGUCACAAUACGAAUGUCGACAUGUUUUUGAACCGACGCUCACUUGGACCGAAGAAGAAGAGCGGCGACUAGUUCGAAGGUUGGAUUGGCGGGUUUGUCUAUGGGCUUGCGUCAUGUUCUUCGGUCUACAGGUCGACCGUGGAAAUCUGGUACAAGCUGUCGCGGAUAAUUUGUUGGAUGACCUAAACUUAAGUACGGAUGAAUACAAUUUUGGCAACACCAUUUUUUACUUCUCGUUCCUACUGGCCGAAUUACCUUCACAAUUGGUCUCGAAAAAGAUUGGUCCCGAUAGAUGGAUUCCAAUGCAGAUAACUCUCUGGUCGAUAGUUGCAAUGUCUCAAUGUGCGAUUCAAGGGAAAUCUGGGUUUUAUGCCACACGAAGUCUUCUGGGUCUGUUAGAGGGCGGGUUCAUCCCAGAUAUCGUAUUGUGGUUAUCAUACUUCUAUACAUCUAGAGAACUUCCUGUUCGACUCAGCUUCUUUUGGACUGCGCUUUCUGGGACUACAAUCAUUACAUCAAUCCUUGCCUUUGCUUUGCUCCAUCUCAGAGGUGUAUCAGGUUGGGCAGGAUGGCGUUGGCUUUUCCUGAUCGAGGGUUUGAUUACUUUCACGGUUGGCGUUUCUUCAUUCUUUAUGAUGCCAGCAUCUGCAGUACAAACAAAAGCGUGGUAUCGACCCAAAGGUUGGUUUACUGAUCGUGAGGUAUCAAUCGUUGUCAACCGAGUUCUUCGAGAUGACCCCUCAAAGGGCGAUAUGCAUAAUCGACAAGCUAUCACACCAAAGCGACUUUGGAAUGCAGCAAAGGAUUACGAUCUCUGGCCUUUAUACGCCAUCGGCUUGAUCGCAUUCAUCCCUCAAACACCGCCUUCUGCUUAUAUUACCCUUACUUUAAAAAACUUGGGUUUCAGUACAUUCAACACCAAUUUAUUGACAAUUCCCUAUUCGGCCUUUCACAUUAUGACGCUACUCCUCAUCACCCAAUUCUCCGAACGCAUCAACGAAAGAACUCUUGUCUCUAUGAUACAACCACUAUGGACCCUUCCCUGUAUCAUCGCCCUUCGCUUCUGGCCCGGCUCAGGAGUCCAAGCUUGGAAUACAUAUGCGCUCGUCACCGUUCUUCUCUCUUAUCCCUACUGUCACGCGAUUCUCGUCGGCUGGAUAUCCAAAAACUCUAACAACGUCGGCACCCGAUCCGUGUCUUCUGCUCUAUACAACAUGACGGUGCAACUCGGAAACAUCUGCGCAAAUUUCAUCUACAGAACUGACGACAAACCUCUUUAUCAUCGCGGAAAUACCCAAUUGAUUAUUAUUAAUAUUGCAGCCGUGGCGGUCUUCUUACUCACGAAAGUCUAUUAUGUGAUGCGCAAUAAACAGAGGGAUAAAGUGUGGAAUGCGUUGUCGCCAGAGCAACAGCAGGAUUAUAGGAAAAAUAAUAAGCUGACGGGGAGUCAGAGGUUGGACUUUAGGUUUGCGCAUUAG
Sclerotinia borealis F-4128 is the source of this 1704-nucleotide messenger RNA. The record is from the annotation of a GenBank genome assembly. NCBI's taxonomy places the organism in Eukaryota, Fungi, Ascomycota, Leotiomycetes, Helotiales, Sclerotiniaceae.